ACACACAGCAGCAUCAGCACCGUCCGCAUCCUCACCGGGACCAUCCGACACACCGAGCCGCCUCCGGAGCUCUCUGUCCCGGCCACACGCUCCGCUCCGCCCCGGGACCAGAACCUCAUGCUGGGUCCGCAUCACGGAGCCUCCGUCCGGGAUCUAAUCAGAGGAGAGGAGCGGCGGAGCGGCGUCUGGAGGAUGCCCUGCUGCGUCCCAGCAGGCCUGUGAAGAUGAGUGUGACAUCAUGGUUCCUGGUGAGCAGCUCGGGGACUCGGCACCGCCUCCCCCGAGAACUCAUCUUUGUGGGCCGGGAGGACUGUGAGCUCAUGCUGCAGUCCCGCAGCGUGGACAAGCAGCACGCCGUCAUCAACUACAACCCGGCCACAGACGAGCACCUGGUGAAGGACCUGGGCAGCCUGAACGGGACGUUUGUCAACGACCUGAGGAUCCCCGACCAGACCUAUAUCACCCUGAAGCUGACGGACAGCCUCCGCUUCGGAUACGAUUCUCAUGUCUACGUGUUGGAGAGGAGUCAACAUAAAGUCCCUGAAGAGGCUCUGAAGCAUGAGAAGUACAGCAGCCAGCUGCAGAUCAGCCUGAAGGCUUCAGACAGCAAGAAGAUGGAGCUGGAGAAGAGUCAGAGUACAAAGAGUACACAAGAGGCUCCGGCGUGUCGGCCCACGCCGCUCUACGGCCAGCCGUCCUGGUGGGGAGAGGAGGACUAUGGGAGUAAAGUUCAGACCAGCGAUGAAACUCAUUCAGAGGUCCAGAAAGACGCUCUGUUGGUGGAUCCGGACUUUUCCGGAUCUUUGUCCGACUCCCAACCAAAGACCGGCUUCCCUUCGUACCACCGCGAGCCCAGUUACUUCGAGAUCCCCACCAAAGACUUCCAGCACGCCAAAACCCCGGGGGCGGAGCUUCACGAGAUCCCCACCAAGGACACGGACCCGCCCCUGGCCCCGCCGUCCCCGCCCACCCCGACCCCGCCCGCCGUCCAGAGCCACGCCUCCUUCACCAUCGAGUUCGACGACUGCAUGCCCGGCAAGAUCAAGAUCAAAGACCACGUCACCAAGUUCUCCACCCGCCAGAGGAAGCAGCAGGCUCCGCCCACCAAGACCGCAACAGCCACGCCCACAGACAUGAUGUCAGCGGAGUGCAAGGUGGCUGAUUGGCUGGUCCACAGUGAUGUCAGCAUGAUGAGACGACGUCCAACGUGUGAAGACGUCUUCAGCACCAAGAGCGACCUCGCCAUCAACAUCAAGUCCCUCAAAGGUCACCAUCAUGAGGACGGGACCCAGAGCGACUCGGAGGACCCUGUUCUCAAAGGGAGGCGGAGCAAGUCUCACCACUCCGUCCAAUCAGAGCAGUCGGAGGCGUCGCAGCAGACGGUUCAGUCGUCUGUCCGCCACCAGCCGCCUGCUCCGACACAGACGCUCCACCAGCCGCUGCAGUACUCUCCGCCCGGACCGGCCCCGGCCUCCCCUGUGGCCCCUGAGCGGCCCCUGUCCCAGAGUCCUCCCCAGACUCAGUCCCCCACCACAGAAACGCCCAAGCAGGGCCCCCCUGAGCACCUCACCCAGCAGGCCUUCAUCAUCGAGUUCUUCGACGACAACCCGCGCAAAAAGCGCUCGCAGUCGUUCACGCACAACCCCGCCCACGCCGACUCGUACUCGGCCCUGAAGGCCAAGCUGGAGCGCCGGAAAGGGGGCGAGAGGCCGGCGUCUGUGCACGGCCACAUCCCCCCCACCCAGCAGGUGACGGUUCCUCUGAAGGGCCAGGGCCACGGCGGGCCCCAGAGGUCCAGCUCUCUGAAGAGGGAGAAGACGGAGGGGGAGGUGGCCUCCUCUCGCUCCUCCUCCGGAAUCACCAUCAGACCCUUCGGCAGCGUCGGCAAGAAGUCCAAGCUCGCCCAGGAAUUCGCCGCGGAAUUCCUGAAGGACUCUGGUCAACAGGAUUCCUCCCCGACCAGGGACAAGAUGUCCCCGCCCCCGAUGUCGGCGCCGCCGGUGAUGGUGUCGCCUCCGAAUGUGAGAAUCCCCUCCCCCCCCGGACCGGCCGCCCCCGCCGCGGUCUCCUACCCCUCGUCCCCCUUGCAGCCUCCAGCUGGAUCCAAGUCCGCGAUCCCAAACAACAUCCAGACCGCCUCUCCGGUCCACUCCCCUGGACCGCCCAUGUCUCCCAUGCUGCCCCUGGGCGUCCGCGCGGGAGACCCCAAAGCCUCCCAGAGGAUGAUGAGGAACGAGGAGGACGACAGCCUGAGCGACGCCGGGACAUACACCAUCGAGACGGAGUCGCAGGACAAAGAGGUGGAGGACGCUCGGAACAUGAUCGAUCAGGUGUUCGGUGUCCUCGACUCUCCGGAGUACAGUGGUGUGACCACGGGAGUGUAUAGACCCGUAAUAAAUGAUGGCAAGGAUGAGCACGCUAACCUGCCUAGCGACGGUAGCGCUGUGGACCCGUUGCAUGGCUUUUUCCCAGCGGCUGUCAGCGGCGCCCCGGCGGGCCCCGUCCAGGUGUCCUCUGCUCAUGCGGCAGGUCUGGAAGGGCCCAAGUGGGUUUCCCGGUGGGCCAGUCUGGCAGACAGCUAUGCGGAACCGGGUUCCACUCCACCUCAGGACUGUCUGGAAGAUUUGCGUUUCAUGAGCCGGUCGAUGGGAAAUUACAGCUACGACAACUCCGAGUCAGAGUCGAGCCACAGCUCCAGGACCAGGAGGCUGCUGCCCCAGGUGCCCCCGGAGAAGCUGGAGAGUGUUCACCCGAGUAUCCUGAUUCGCCACGAGCCUUACCAGGUCCAGGAACCUCUGGACAGGGUCUCCGGACCUCCUCGCCCACAGGACCCCACCCAGCGAUUGUCCAUUCAGGACGACGUGGACCCGGACAGUCUGAGCGACGCCAGCCGCUCAGACGACGGACCUAUUCUGGAUAAAGCUAAGAGGAACCAGGCCAGGACCGGAUCUUUGUCUCCGGGGGAUGCUGGUCCUCAGUUCAAGGGUCCGGAGAAGGUUUCUCCCUCCGCCAAGUCCACCUCCUUUUACAUUGGUUCUGAGGACAGUCCAGGUAAACCUGACCAGGCCCGGAGCCCCGUACAGUCGGAGAGGACACGUGACCCCCCGCCCAAACCCCCCCCCACCACAGUCCUGAUCCGACACCUGAGUGGACAUGAACCAAGGAGGACCGGCGUCAAACCCAACAGCUCUGCUCCAAACCUCCAAAUGCAAGACAAGGAUUCUGUCCCCACUAAAGACGGCUGCAUGUCCUCCAUCGUCCGGCAGGAGAGCUUCACCAAAGACCGGCCCAGCGACACGGUCCAGAUGAAGAAGCUCCCCCACAUCUCCAGCCACCCGUCCAUCAGAGACAUGGAGCGGAGGAGGGAGAACAUCCAGGAGACGCAGAGCUUCCUCCAGGAGGCGGAAGGAGCUCUGUGCUCGCUGGACUCCAGGUUCCCCUCGUCUGGCUCGGGGCGCAGCUCAAAGAAAGGAGGGUCCUCCACCCACAUGGACGACUCUCUCUCUGGUGAGUCCGACGUGGACACGGCGAGCACCGUGAGCCAGGUCAGCAGCAAAAAUGCUCCGCUCAGCUCCGCCCCUAAGAAGCGCCCGGCCAUCAGCAGCCUCCAGAAGGAGAAGUCCUCCUCCAGCCCGUCCAUCCAGGAGAAGGGCCGGCAGCUCUCCGCCCGCGAGCGGCUUUCUGAGAAACGCCGAAACCAGACGGCUGCCGAUGCAUCAAGCAAGGCCGAGGCCACCAAGCGCUUCCAGAUGCGCCGCAGCGCGGGCAACCGCGGCUCCCUGGAUCUGUCAGAGGGCCAGCAGGGUUCUGGUCCACACCGGACCGAGACGGCUUCCUCCGACCAUGAAACCUCCCGUCCGUCCAGCCGGAGCAAGAAAGUCAUCGCUCCCCUCCAGAAAGAGGACAACGGAAAGACGCCAAAGACUGCAAACCAGCAGGUUCUGACACGGUCCAACAGCCUGUCGGCGCCGCGGCCGACCCGGGCGUCCAUGCUCCGCCGAGCGCGCCUGGGCGAGGCCUCGGAUAAUGAGGGCGCCGAGACCGACCGGGGCUCCCAGAACUCGGACCACGUCGCCGCGCCCUCCAAAGCGUCCGCCGAGGGGAAGAAGCUGUCCAGGCUGGACAUCUUAGCCAUGCCCAGGAAGAGAACCGGCUCCUUCACGGCUCCCAGCGACACCGAGACGCCCUCCGCCGGCCGGCCCGGGUCCAACAGGAACUCUGAGUCCGCCGCCGCCAGGAAGACGUCUGUGGGCGACGCCCGCCAGGCAGCUGGCAAAGGGGGCGGAGCUAUGGGGAAGCAGCCGCUGACCCGUACCCGGUCCAGCGGAGCCAAGUACCCCGGCACCGGUUCUCGUCGUAGACAGAAGGGUUCCGACUUCUCCUCUUCCUCUGACGAAGAGUACGAGACGAGCGCCGUGAAUCCCAAAGCCAAGCGCUCCUCCCACCCCUCCUCCCAGACGCCACGCCACCGGCCCGCCGCCGCCGCCACCCGAUCCAAGUCCGUCUCCCUGGAGACGGAGGAGGACGAGGACCAGAGCGACCCGUACCAGAACUGGUCCACGCACAGCGCCGAAAUCGCCAAGCUCAGCCAGGACCUGGCCAAAGACCUGGCCAUCCUGGCCAAGGAGAUCCACGACGUGGCCGGGGACGGGGACUCUCCUGGCUCCGGCCUAGGCCCCGCCUCCUCGCCCGGCUCGCUGCCCAACACGCCGGCCUCCACCAUGUCUGCCCGGGAGGAGCUGGUCCAACAUAUCCCCGAGGCCAGUUUAAACUACCAGAAGGUUCCUCCGGGUUCUGCUGUCGUCUCGGACCUGGACGCGAACAUGAAUGAGCCGGAGCCCGGUUCUAAGCAUCGCCGUCCGUGGAACCGCGAAGAGGUGAUUCUGGACAACCUGAUGCUGAAUCCGGUGUCCCAGCUGUCGCAGGCCAUCCGGGAGAACACGGAGCAGCUGGCCGAGAAGAUGAAGGUUCUGUUCCAGAACAAGGCCGAGGUCUGGGAGGAGAUAGAGGCCAAGAUCAACGCUGAGAACGAAGUCCCCAUCCUGAAAACCUCCAACAAGGAGAUCACGUCCAUUUUAAAGGAGCUGAGACGAGUCCAGCGGCAGCUCGAAGUUAUAAACACCAUCGUGGAGCCCGGCGGCGGUCUACAACCGGCAGCUGUCGGGACGACGCCCCGCGGUCAGACUCGACCGUCCUCGAGGGAGAAGAAACCCGCCGCCAAACCCCGCGGCGCCACACCGACCUCCAACGCCAACGAAAGCACCAAAAGACCACCUCGUGGACCCGACGGGGCCCACUACAUGGCCUGAACGGGCCACCGUAGCACCUCCGGACUGGAACUUCGUGUCCACGCCGCUCCGCCUCCGCCCGGGACCGGCCCCGCGCCGGGACCGCCUUCUGUAGCGCCCAGAGAGGCCCGAGUGUUCGAGGUUAGCUCGGCGGCUUUUAUGUGUCGUAGGCAAGAAAACCUUUUCAUCGCAAAUGUUUUAGAGAGAAACGGCGACGGUCGAUGCCGACCUUCGCUCGGCGCUUGUUGUUGUCGUGUUCAUGACGCUUCUGCCAGACGUCCAUCAACCGUCUUUCACAGUUUAUAUCCGUCCACAACCAGAGGACACUUUGUCCCUUCUUUGGUCCUCAGUGUCCCACAAUCAUUGCACAGCAGUCCCAGUUAGAGCUGGCGGUUCGGCGGCGUGAUGCAGGGGCAAGGGGUACCUGAUUCAGGGUCUGGCGUAGGGG
Centropristis striata (black sea bass) is the source of this 5736-nucleotide messenger RNA. It is a transcript of the gene cep170bb, whose product is annotated as centrosomal protein 170Bb. The coding region runs from base 225 to 5309 and encodes 1694 amino acids. Gene Ontology annotation, molecular function: protein binding. The record is from RefSeq and is a predicted model, not a curated record. NCBI's taxonomy places the organism in Eukaryota, Metazoa, Chordata, Actinopteri, Perciformes, Serranidae. The transcript has 19 exons.